Prunus armeniaca (apricot) is the source of this 1833-nucleotide messenger RNA. Lineage: Eukaryota; Viridiplantae; Streptophyta; Magnoliopsida; Rosales; Rosaceae. The record is from the annotation of a GenBank genome assembly.
AUGGAGAGCGCCUUCAAGGAGUUGGGGGAAAAGGCUUCUGUGCUUGACUUUGACCCCAAAUCCGCCGUUGUUGGUGGCGGCGUUGAGGACAUCUACGGUGAGGACACUGCCACCGAGGACCAGCUUGUCACCCCUUGGACUUACUCCGUCGCCAGUGGAUAUUCUUUGCUGAGAGAUCCCCAGUACAAUAAAGGGCUUGCAUUUACGGAGAAAGAGAGGGACGCCCAUUACUUGCGUGGUCUUCUGCCUCCAGCAACUUGCUCUCAACAACUUCAGGAGAAGAAGUUGAUGAACACUAUCCGACAAUAUCAAGUCCCACUGCAGAAAUAUAUGGCUCUGACAGAGCUCCAGGAGAGGAAUGAGAGGCUGUUCUACAAACUUCUCAUUGAUAAUGUGGAGGAAUUGCUCCCAAUUGUCUACACUCCAACUGUUGGUGAGGCUUGCCAGAAAUUCGGAAGCAUCUUCAGGCGCCCUCAGGGUCUUUACAUAAGCCUGAAAGAGAAGGGCAAAGUUCUUGAGGUAUUGAAGAACUGGCCUGAAAGGACUGUUCAAGUUAUUGUUGUGACUGAUGGUGAGCGUAUUUUGGGACUUGGCGACCUAGGUUGUCAGGGGAUGGGAAUUCCGGUAGGGAAGUUGGCUCUGUACACAGCGCUUGGAGGAGUUCGUCCCUCAGCGUGUUUGCCUAUAACCAUUGAUGUUGGGACAAAUAAUAAGCAGUUGCUGGAGGAUGAGUUCUAUAUUGGACUUCGACAAAAGAGGACAACUGGGAAGGAGUAUGCUGAUCUUUUAGAUGAGUUCAUGAGUGCUGUCAAGCAGAAUUAUGGGGAAAAAGUUGUCAUUCAGUUUGAAGAUUUUGCAAACCACAAUGCUUUCCAGCUGCUUGAAAAAUAUAGGAGGACUCAUCUUGUCUUCAAUGAUGACAUACAAGGAACAGCUGCUGUAGUUCUUGCAGGAGUUGUGGCAGCACUGAGGUUGGUUGGUGGUAGCCUGUCCGAGCACAAGUUUUUUGUUCCUUGGUGCUGGGGAAGUAAGGAAUUUUUCAUGGAUUUCUGUCUUCACUACAUAUUGCUGGCUUAUCAUGCUGGGACGGGUAUUGCAGAGCUAAUAGCUCUUGAGAUCUCACAAAAGACAAAAACUCCUGUGGAAGAGACCCGUAAGAAGAUCUGGCUUGUUGAUUCAAAGGGAUUAAUUGUUAGCUCUCGCAAAGAUUCUCUUCAACAGUUUAAGAAGCCUUGGGCUCACGAACAUGAACCCAUUGAUAAUCUCCUUGAUGCUGUCAAGGCAAUUAAACCAACAGUUCUUAUUGGAUCAUCCGGUGUUGGAAGAACGUUUACAAAGGAAGUGAUUGAGGCAGUAUCCUCCUUCAAUGAGAAACCUCUCAUUUUGGCUCUUUCCAACCCGACGUCUCAGUCUGAAUGUACUGCUGAAGAAGCUUAUACUUGGAGUAAGGGACGCGCAAUUUUUGCCAGCGGAAGUCCAUUUGAUCCUGUUGAAUACAAUGGCAAAGUUUAUGUUCCUGGCCAGUCCAACAAUGCUUACAUUUUCCCUGGAUUUGGUCUCGGUUUGGUUAUCUCUGGCGCAAUCCGUGUGCACAAUGAUAUGCUUCUGGCAGCCUCGGAAUCGUUGGCGGGGGAAGUUUCAGAGGAGUAUUUUGAGAAAGGGCUGAUUUAUCCACCAUUUUCCAACAUCAGAAAGAUUUCUGCCCAUAUAGCUGCUAACGUAGCUGCUAAGGCAUAUGAACUUGGCCUGGCUACACGUCUCCCCCGUCCUGAGAAUCUUGUGAAGUAUGCUGAGAGUUGCAUGUACAGCCCUGUGUAUCGAAACUACCGUUGA